Closterium sp. Yama58-4 is the source of this 570-nucleotide messenger RNA. The record is from the annotation of a GenBank genome assembly. Lineage: Eukaryota; Viridiplantae; Streptophyta; Zygnematophyceae; Desmidiales; Closteriaceae.
AUGAAAUACCCACCAUGUGUUCACGUGUUUGGGUCUGGCAUAUGUUACCAUUCCAUAAGCGCCCCGUACCCGCAGCGCCCGUGUAGCUCGCGCCCCCGUCCCCUCCCCGUCGCGCCCCCGUCGCCUCCCCGCUACCUCCCCACUACCUCCCCGUCGCCUCCCGUCGCCUCCCCGUCCCCUUCCCCGUCGCGUCCCUGUCACCUCCCGUCCCCUCCCCGUUCGCCUCCGCGUCGCAUCCCCGUCGCCUCCCGUCGCCUCCCCGUCCCCAUCCCCGUCGCGUCCCCGUCACCUCCCGUCCCCUCCCCGUCGCCUCCGCGUCGCAUCCCCGUCGCCUCCCGUCGCCUCCCCGCCCCCUUCCCCGUCACGUCCCCGUCACCUCCCGUCCCCUCCUAUGGUUCCGACAGUGGCGCGGCGACGGCGCGGACCGAGUGGGCCUCGCGCGGCAUCGCCGCCCCCUGGAACAGCAUCGCGGUGGGUUCAGCAACGCGCGCUCAAGGCGGCACUGCUGGCGGCGCUGGGCGCGGCGUGCUGCAUCGCGUUUCUGCGCGCCGGCCUGCCAUUUCGCGAUGA